AUGGACAUAAAGAAUGCAGAAUUUAUGGGCCACAAGGAAAGCAGACUCAGCAACUGUGCUGAAAUCAGCUCUGGCUGGGUAAAAGUGCUUUUGAGACUGGAUGCCCAAGAUUCACAGACUUUUAAGUUGGACCAAGUGUUCACUUCUCUAUCAGCAUGUAAUUUUUCAUUUUUCCUCCCCAGGUAUUACCAGAUAAGAGCUGGACUGAAGAUCCCAUCCAGGAUUCCCCACAGGCUGUUUGCUACAAUUGGAGGACAGACAGGUGAUUCCAGCCUUUGCUCAGCCUGCGUUCAUGAAAACAACGUUUACAGCAGAAUAUUUCAGAUUUUGUACAGAAAUGAAGAGAUCAUUCUUAAUGAAUCAAUGAACUUCAGAGUGCACCUGCUUCUGGAUGGCGAAAGGGUGGAAGAUGCUUUUAAUGAGGCAGAUUUUCAGCUCAAGCUGGACCUGCACUUUACUGAUAGUGAACAACAGCUGAGGGAUGUUCCAGCAAUCCCCAUGAUCAGCAGCCGAACACUGUGUCUCCACUUCCACCCUCGGCGAGGUCUGCACCACCAUGUCCCUGUCAUGUUUGACUAUUUCCACCUGUCAGUGAUCUCUGUCACAGUCCAUGCGUCCCUGGUGGCUCUACACCAGCCUCUGAUCAGUUUUGCUCGUCCAGGGAAAGGUUCUUGGCUUGGCAAAGGCAACCUGGAGGCGGGACCAGACCAAUCCAGUAUGUCAUUAGAAAAUCUGGUGUUUGGAGCUGGCUACUGCAAACCCACUUCUUCAGAGGGCAGCUUUUAUGUCCCAUCUGAAAACUGCAUGCAGCAUGCAUACAAAUGGCAUAAGGACCUCUGUCUUCUGCUCUUGAAUGCUCAAAGAGGACUUCACACGUACUACACCCUCAUAAUGACUGAGAUUCCUGAUUCACCACAGCUGAAGUUGGAGGAGCUAUCUGUGGAAGAGACGUUGUCCCAGCUUUGUAUGGAGCUGCAGCUGCUGAGCAAUCCAGAAAAGAUAGCAGAACAGAUAAGCAAGGACCUUGCCUGGCUUUGUUCUCACCUCCUGGCCCUGUGGACCCAGUUCCUAGAGGUGGCAACGCUCCAUCCAGAAGUCACAGCUUAUCUGACUCAGGAACAUCACAUGCUAAGGGUGAGGAGAUUCUCCGAAGCCUUCUUCUACACCGAGCACCAGAAACCUGCUGUGCUCACAUUCCAGGAAGGCCUGAUCCAAAGCCACGCACAGAUUUCUACAGAAAUUCGUAACUCGGAGUAUUUCACCAGCAUGCCCCCGCUGCCGGCAGAAUGCCUCGACAUCGACGGGGACUGGAACACUCUCCCAGUUAUCUUUGAAGACAGGUACAUGGAUAUGCCUUGCAAAGAUCAGAAUUUGGAAGUCUUCUCAGAUUUCGAGGUUCCUGCAAAUACUCAAAUGGAUGUAAUAGAUGAAAAUGAAGACUGUGCAUCAAAUGACGCCACUGCAGUAAUAAAAGGAGACUUUGGGAAAGGUACUCCACUAAUACAUGACAGGAUAAACAGGAAUCCCUCAUGCCUAUACAGCAGUACUGAAGGUGCUGCUGAGGGUUUAAACCAGCACUCCACAUCUCAGGUAUGUACAGCUAACAAAGAAGGCCAAAGGAAACCUGAAAAUAUUUUUGUUUCAAGAAGGGAAACUGUCUCUGACUCAGAGCCAGGCAAUACAGAACACAUACCAGGAGACUUUGAAACACCCAAGGAAGUUCUAUUAUUAAAAGAUAAUAAUCUUGGGGCGGAUGUAACUUGUGGAGACACAAAAUCUAGCAAUAAGGACUCUCACAAAAGUGAGCCUGUGUUAAUUGUCAGUGGUCAAUAUGAGUGUGGAGCGUGUGGAACUGAUAGCUCAGAAGACAGGACUGAAAUACAUAAAAUAGAUGAAUCUGGUCAUCCUGAGAAUAAUUUCACUUCGUCUGAGCUUGCACUGAAUGAGUUGACCAGUCUUGAAAAACCAGAAGAUCCCGACACCAAGGCUCAUCUGCCUGUUUUGAAACCUUUGCCCUCACACUGCUUUGAAGUGAAAUCGCUCACAAAGGAGCAGCGGGGUGAGGAGAGCGAAGAGUUUACCCUUACGUCAGGGGCCAUUAAAAGAUCCUCCUCUAUAAUAUCUGAUUCAGGCAUUGAAAGUGAACCAAGCUCAGUGGCGUGGUCCGACGCUCGGAGUCGGGCGCUGGAGCUGCCCAGUGAUCGAGAGAUCCUGCACCACUUGGUCCGGAGACAUGCCAUCCACCGAAACUCUCUGGAGGGUGGCCACACGGAAAGCAACACUAGCUUGCCCAGUGGGAUCCAAGCAUCACUCACAUCCAUCAGCUCUUUGCCUUUUGAAGAAGACGAGCGGGAAGUUGAACUCACCAAACUGACAAAAUCUGUCUCAGCUCCUCAGAUCAGCAGCCCAGAAGAGCCCACGGAGGAGGUGGAUAUAUCCAAACGCAUUGAGGCAACCUUGGGAGACCAAAACUCAAAAAGCUGCGUGGAAACAGAGGGUGACGACGGGAAAUUAAUCAUGGACUCUUCUGAGUGUCAAAUCACCACUGAAAGUGGACAAAUAGAGCCAAGACGACAUCCCAAUCCCUCCCUCCAACACAGUAGUAGUAACACUGAGUUAAAAGGGGAGGAGGAGAAAGGUUUUCCAGAGACUUGUAAUUUGGAAAAUGCAAGGCCACCCCUUUGUCCAAAGCAGCUCCAAGAAAAUGUCUCUGAGAGCCAGUCACUGGAGAGCAAUGGUGAGUGCAGCUUAAAAACACCAAGGGCUUGUAAUUACUUGGAACAAAAUAUAGAUAAGCUUGAUACAUGCAUUGAGGAUCCAAAGGAUAAACUUAAGCUGGACAGUUUAAAAAUACAACAGGGCUUCUCCAAUAGCAGAAUUUCAGGAGAGAAGAGUUUCUCUCAAAGUGUAAAGGUGGUACCAGAUUUGUGCUAUCCCGUUACAGCUCCGUCAGAGACCUCCACUGAAUUUGGCUCACUGCAAAGAGAGUGUGGCAGCUCUCUUGCUGCUGAGAGCCCAGCAGUGUGUGCAGAAAUGCAGGUGUUACAAGAAAUAGAGCUCAAUGACUCACCUGCCCCAGCAGACCCUGCAGCAGGGUCCUACCGGGCUGAACAUCCUCAGGAACCCAACAGCCAAGAGCAUAAACUUGUAGCGAACGGCACCGGGUUUCCUUUGGCAGCGACGGAGGGAGUAGCCCUGGAAAGCAGAAAGGCUGCUGAUGUGGUUAACCUGUCAGUCUCUUGCACAGCCACGUGUCUUCCCUUCUCUUCCGUGCUCAAAGAGACCCCUGCCAUGGUCGGCCUCUCUGCAAAGCAGGCUGUGAUCCCCAUCACACGCCAGCCCCUGGGCUCCUUUGGAGUUGUCUCUUCUAAUUCCGAUGAGGUGGAUGAAGAGAUGAACGAAAGGAUGCUGAAUUUUUAUCAGGCCAAAGAAAAAUUUAAAAAAGAAAUGAAGAUUGAAGGAUUUCUGUACAGUGACUUAUCUGUACUAGCUUCUGAUAUCCCAUAUUUUCCACCAGAGGAAGAGGAAGAAAAUUUAGAAGAUGGAAUUCACCUGGUUGUGUGUGUCCAUGGAUUGGAUGGUAACAGUGCAGAUCUGCGCCUGGUAAAGACUUUUAUAGAACUGGGACUUCCCGGUGGAAAACUGGACUUCCUAAUGUCUGAAAGAAAUCAGACUGACACUUUUGCUGAUUUCGAUACAAUGACUGACCGAUUAUUGGAUGAAAUUAUUCAGCAUAUCCAGUUGUACAACCUCUCCAUAUCCCGAAUAAGUUUUAUCGGACAUUCCCUUGGUAACGUCAUCAUUCGAUCUGUACUAACUCGGCCCAGGUUUCGCUAUUACCUCAACAAGUUGCACACCUUCCUGUCCCUCUCUGGCCCUCACCUUGGAACCCUUUACAACAACAGCACUUUGGUUAGUACAGGUCUGUGGCUCAUGCAGAAGUUGAAAAAGUCAGGGUCGCUUUUACAACUGACCUUCAGGGACAACGCGGAUCUGCGCAAGUGUUUCCUCUAUCAGCUCAGCCAAAAAACGGGUCUUCAGUACUUUAAAAAUGUUGUGUUAGUGGCCUCACCCCAAGACAGAUAUGUACCCUUUCAUUCAGCAAGAAUAGAAAUGUGCAAAAACGCACUCAAGGACAGACAUACAGGUCCUGUUUACGCAGAGAUGAUCAACAACCUGCUCCAGCCUUUGAUCGGGGCGAAGGACUGCACUUUGAUCCGACAUAACGUGUUCCAUGCCCUGCCAAACACGGCCAACACGUUGAUAGGCCGGGCUGCCCACAUUGCCGUGCUGGACUCUGAACUUUUCCUGGAGAAGUUUUUCCUCGUGGCAGGACUCAACUACUUCAAAUAGUGCCUGAAGUACGGGGUAACAGAGGCCAACCUUUUCACAGAGUGGAGGAGAAUCCCUUAGCCAAAGGAGUGAAGUGUUAGAAAUGAGAUCAGGUGGGACUUUCAAACUCUCCAUUUCCAUUUCUCUUUCAGAGAAUAAAGUGCUAUGGCUUUAAGGCGUUCAAGCUUCCAAGUAUUGGUGCUUUUGGAAGAAAUAAAUAUUCCUCUCCAAUUUCUGUGUCCUUUGUCUACAUAAAGACAUGAGCCACUUCUGAAGUACAGAAUCACAAUAAGAAGGCUCAUUCUCCAAAUGUGAUUGGACCAAUAUAAUUCCCGUUUCUCCUGAAUAUUAAACCAGGAACUUGUCUGUC
Molecule: messenger RNA, 4702 nt
Organism: Empidonax traillii (willow flycatcher)
Lineage: Eukaryota; Metazoa; Chordata; Aves; Passeriformes; Tyrannidae
Gene: FAM135B
Product: family with sequence similarity 135 member B
Exons: 19
Coding region: 1-4353 (1450 amino acids)
Source: RefSeq, a predicted model, not a curated record